This is a messenger RNA of Ordospora colligata OC4, 2082 nucleotides long. Its product is annotated as translation initiation factor IF-2. Gene Ontology annotation, molecular function: GTP binding; translation initiation factor activity; GTPase activity. Bases 1 to 2082 code for a protein of 693 amino acids. NCBI's taxonomy places the organism in Eukaryota, Fungi, Microsporidia, Ordosporidae. The transcript has a single exon. The record is from RefSeq and is a predicted model, not a curated record.
AUGGGUAAGAAAAAUAAGAAAAAUGAGGAUUACUUGAAUGAACUUGUAGGGAACGCUUGCUCUACAAAUGCAAAUAAAGCUGUAGAAAGCAGAACCAAGCCAAAUGAUUUGAUUGAUGCACAACAUGCUUUAGAUUCUCUCACUAUAUCUCAAACAAAGGGUGAGAAGUCAGUAACGAAAGGCAAAGGCCAUGAAUCAAGCGACAAAGAAAUAGCGUGUGAUGAUGGAAAUAAUAGUAUGCAUGCUGAUCCAUCUGAAAACAAAUCAAAUAAUUUUUCAGGAAGUGCUGUAGAUAAAUCAUAUGAACCAAACAUAGAUUCUAGCUUCAAAAGUCCGAUUUGCUGCAUUUUAGGGCAUGUAGAUACAGGCAAAACCAAACUUCUUGACAAGUUGAGACAAACGAAUGUUCAGGGUGAGGAGGCAGGUGGAAUAACGCAGCAGAUAGGUGCUACAUUUUUUCCUGCAUCUGAGCUUAUUAAAAAGUGUGGAAAAAACACAUCAAAGCUCCCAGGUCUGCUUGUAAUAGAUACACCCGGACAUGAGUCAUUUACAAACCUAAGGACAAGAGGAUCAUCCCUAUGCAAUCUCGCAAUACUUGUUGUUGACAUAGUUCAUGGAAUUGAAGCACAAACCCUAGAAAGCAUCGAAUUGCUGAAAGCACGAAAGACUCCGUUUAUAGUUGCUCUUAAUAAGAUAGAUCGACUGUACGGAUGGAAAUCCACAGAUUUUUCAGACUUUGAGAGCGCAAUUUCCAGACAAUCUAAGGGAACAUUUGAAGAUUUCGACAGACGAGUCGGAAACACAAUCCUGGCAUUUGCAGAGCUGGGCUUCAAUGCAAGACUAUUUUCCAAGAAUGAUGACAAAAGAAGGUUUAUUUCGUUAGUGCCCACAUCUGCAGUAUCUGGAGAGGGCAUUCCGGACCUUGUGUCCUUAAUAUUGGAACUGUCUGAAAAAUACAUGGAGUCGAAAAUGAAGAUCAAGGAUGAGCUGGAAUGCACAAUACUCGAGGUUAAGAAUGUUGAAGGAUACGGGACGACUCUUGAUGCUAUUCUAAGCAAUGGGGGUUUAAAAGAAGGAGACAAAAUUGCAUUAUCCGGGUUCAACGGAGUCAUAAUUACGUCUAUCAAAGCACUUCUUAUGCCUCAGCCAUUAAAAGAGCUCCGUGUGAAGAGUCAAUACACAUCUGUCAAAACAGCAAGGGCCAGCAUAGGAAUAAAAAUAUUGGCGAAUGAUCUUGAUAAGGCAAUAGCAGGAAGUAGGAUAUUAGCAGUUAAAAAUAAUGAAGAAGAGGUAAAAAGCAUACUUGAUGCGGAUAUAAAAUCAAUAUUUUCGUCAAUAAAGCUAAGUAAGACUGGUGUUCAUGUUGUUUCAAGCACACUAGGGUCCUUGGAAGCGUUAACAACGUUCUUAUCAAAUUCAAAGAUUCUUGUCUCAGGGGUGAGUAUUGGAUAUGUUAAGAAAAAAGAUGUGAUUAUUGUUGCAUCAAUGGCAAGCAAAGGAAAGGAAUAUGCAUCUAUAUUGUGUUUUGAUGUCAUUCUUGAUAAAGAAACAAAAGAACUGGCGAUUUCGAUGGGGAUCAAGAUUCUUGAGGCAAAAAUAAUAUACAAUCUUCUUGAUUUAUACCUGAAGCAUGCUGAGGACGAGCGAAAUAAAGUAAAAGAAAUACACAUGGACCAAGCUGUAUUUCCUGUCAAGCUUUCAAUUGUUCCAAAAUGUAUUUUCAAUGCAAGAAGUCCUCUAGUUAUUGGGGUUCAUGUUGAUGAAGGAGUCUUGAAGAUUCGAACGCCUCUUUGUGUGUUGAAGAAUGGAGAAACAGUCCAUCUUGGAUCAGUCACAUCUAUUGAGAACAACAAGGAAGUAGUGAAUAAAGCAACCAAGGGGCAGAAGGUUGCAAUUAAAAUUGAAACCAAGCCAAGCAUCGGCCCAAGAAUGUUUGGAAGGCAUUUCGAGCAGGAUGAUGCAUUAUAUUCCGUUCUUUGCAGAGACUCAAUCUCUACAGUUAAGAAAUACUUUGCAGAUGAACUUGAUGAUGAUUCAAUGAAGCUUUUGGUCAAAUUGGAAAAUAAAUUUGGUAUUUUCUAA